This is a messenger RNA of Alexandromys fortis (reed vole), 5752 nucleotides long. RefSeq names its product unc-5 family C-terminal like (gene Unc5cl). Gene Ontology annotation, biological process: netrin-activated signaling pathway; positive regulation of JNK cascade; positive regulation of canonical NF-kappaB signal transduction. NCBI's taxonomy places the organism in Eukaryota, Metazoa, Chordata, Mammalia, Rodentia, Cricetidae. Bases 757 to 2298 code for a protein of 513 amino acids. The transcript has 12 exons. The record is from RefSeq and is a predicted model, not a curated record. Gene Ontology annotation, molecular function: protein binding; netrin receptor activity. Gene Ontology annotation, cellular component: membrane.
UGACCCGCGAACACAGUCCCCGACUACAGCCUCAUGGCUGGCCUGUUUCCACCUGGCCUGGCUAGGGUUUGGCAUAUCUUUCCAACCCCCAGCACUUGGUGUCUCAGAGAUGAAAGCAGCAGGCAGUGGAGCAGUGCCGUUCACCAAAGCCAAGAUAUGGAGUCAGUUUAGGAGCCCAUGGAAAGAUGGCUGUGCGUUGAAGAGGCAGACAGCAGCAAACCGGUGGGCAGCUCCCUGCCCGAGGGGCUUUCAUCCUAGACGCUCAGGGCUCCAGGGCUCUGCUUGCUCUUCAGCUCUUCAGGGCUCAGAGCCUUGAGAGUGUCAGCACUAACUCCUGCUCAAGGGAGGGCGGAAAAGAGACUCUCAGUGUGAGGAUCGGCUGCACUGGCUCACCCGGAAGGUGCUUUGAGCUCCCGCCAGAUCCUGUGGAAACAGCGGUUGCAUUUGAACAAGAAUCCCAGACCCGCCCUGGGAAGUGUGCUGACUCCAGGCCUCACCUGGACUUUGCCAAUAGACAAAAACAUUCUCUGCCACCCCUCCAUAGCGUGACUGGGCUGCCGGGAAGUGGAAGGCCACACCUGCCUGCAUUCCCUGCCCAAGUCCACUUGUCUGCUGGCCUGGAGACAGGUCUGGUUGGCCUUUCUGAUUCUUAGAGAAGGAAUUAUUGCUUCUGGGUGUGCUAGCGGCCGCUUGGAACAAACUGAUAUUAAGGCCCUUGGCCUUGGCUGGUGCAGGGGUGUAGGCGUGACCAGGCAGAUGAGCCCCCAGGACAGUUCUGUGUACCCUUUCGAGUUCCUUCUGUUGGUGGGGAUACCUGUGGCCAGCGCUUUCCUUCUGCUUCAGUGCCUUCGCUGGCACUGUUCUCGGUGGCGGCCAAAAGACUGCAGGAAUCCAGAUGACCAAGAGGAGACCGUGUUCCCACCCACUUCAUUACCAGAAUAUGAGCCCCCAAGGCAGUGCCCACCACCGACACUACCAGAGGUGGCUGCGUUCUACCAGGAGCUCCACACGCCCACCCGGGGCCAGACCAUCACCCGGAAGCUGAUGAAUAAGUUACUGGUGUAUUCUGCUCGAGAAGUGGACCACCGUGGCGGAUGCCUGAUGCUGCAGGACACAGGCAUUUCUCUGCUCGUCCCACCAGGUGCUGUGGCAGUGGGUCGCCAGGAGAGGGUGUCCUUGGUUCUGGUGUGGGACCUGAUGGAUGCCCCAUCAUUGUCUCACAGACAGGGGCUAGUGAGUCCUGUGGUGGCAUGUGGCCCUCAUGGAGCCUCCUUCUUGAAGCCUUGCACCCUCACAUUCAAGCACUGUGCCCAGGAGCCCAGUCAGGCCUGUGCCUACACCAGCAAUACUUCCUUGCUGGAUGCCAAGAACUGGAGGUGUCUGGGUCGGCCGGGGGCUUAUACCUCCCGGGAUGAGUGCCGUAUCCUGCUCUCUCACUUCAGCCUCUACACCUGCGUUCUGGAGGCACCCCUGGGUCAGACAGCCCACAAGUGGCUGCAGCUGGCAGUGUUCUGCUCCCCACUGGCGCCCGGGCAGACCCACCUGCAGUUGCGUGUCUACUUCCUGAACAAUACUCCCUGCGCACUGCAGUGGGCUAUCACCAAUGAGCAGCCCCACGGUGGACGCAUGCGUGGACCCUGCCAGCUCUUCGACUUCACUGGGGCCAGAGCAGACCAGUGUCUGAAGCUCAAGUACAUCUCUGAGGGUUGGGAAAACGUGGACGACAGCAGUAGCCAGCUGGUUCCCCACCUUCAUAUCUGGCACGGAAAGUGCCCCUUCCGUUCUUUCUGCUUCCGGAGAAAGGCAGCCAAUGAGAAUGAAGACUGCUCGGCAGUAACCAAUGAGAUCAUUGUCACCAUGCACACCUUCCAGGAUGGCUUGGAAUCCAAGUACAUGGAAAUCCUCAGGUUCCAGGCCUCAGAGGAAGAGUCCUGGGCGGCACCACCUCCUGUCUCUCAGCCUCCCCCAUGCAAUAGGCUGCCCCCGGAGCUCUUUGAGCAGCUGCAGAUGCUGUUGGAGCCCAGCAGUGUCACUGGGAACGACUGGCGUAGACUGGCCACCCACAUGGGGCUCUGUGGCAUGAAAAUCCGGUUCUUGUCCUGCCAACGUAGUCCAGCCGCGGCCAUCCUGGAGCUGUUCGAGGAACAAAAUGGCAGCCUGCAGGAGCUUCACUACCUCAUGACUGCCAUGGAACGCUUGGACUGCGCCUCCGCCAUCCAGAACUACCUGAACCGAACCCCCCGGGGCAGCCCUGCCACGAUGCACGGAGGCACCUGGGAGCUGGAUGAGAAACUCUAAGCAUGGCCUGCGGGGCCUCAUGGGGUACUGCAGCAGGCUGGGUCAUGCCUGUGAGUUCAGGGUCAUUGACGCAGACCCGGGUGGACCGAGCUAGAACCUUCAGCGAGGCUAGACUGCCUUGCCAUCAGUCCUGCAUCAGGACCACUCUCUAUCCUGUUGGCCAACUUUGUCUUGAGUGCAGGUUCCCUCCUGGUCAGUAGAGGGCGCAGGAGUCUGGGAGAUGGCCACAGCCCAGUCAGCUUUCAAAAUGCUGCUUUAUUUUCUCGUGGACGGCCAGGUGGCCCUGCAAGCACACUGAGAUGGAGACUGCUCAGUCCACAAGUAUUCAGGGAGCACUGAGUCUCAGCACCAAGCAGGAAUCAUGGGGGAAUGUCGGCUUCUUUGAUCUUGUUCUGGAGUCUGUUCUGCCGAAUUGAUGUGCAAUUACUGUCAGCUGAGCGCAACAUUCUAGAACUGCCUUCCUAUGGUUAGGGAAUGCGGUGGGUGUGGAGCUGUGCUUAGCUUUGAGUUGAGAAGGGAGGGCGUUGAGGUGGGCCCGAGCAAAGAGUAGUCUCCAGAAAGGAUCAUGGGAGAGACCUUUGGGUGGGGCUUGGAGAAUAGGGUGGGUGCACAGAGAACCAAGAGUGAGUGUGUUGGGCUGCCUUAAGGAGCUCACCUGAGGGGUGUGAGGAGGUUGGCAGCGGGUUUAAGGCCAGAUCUAGAGAAGGGCAGUCAUAGCUACUGGCCUCAUGCUCCUGCCCCUUCAUGUCUUCCCAUGAAGGUCGUUCUCUGCCACUGUCUCUCUCACCACAAACACACACACACACACACACACACACACGCACGCACGCACGCACGCACACAUGGAGCUGAGAAGCAUUCAGGGUGCACAUUCUUUCACAGCCCAGGUCUUUCCACCUCCAGCUGAGCGUGUUAAGCCUCUGGCUCCUUUUCCUACAGUUGCCCCCUUUCAGGGUCCUGUCCUUCUGUGGCUCAGGGCUUCACACUGCUUGUCUCUCUCUAGUUAUGGACGCCCCUCCCCCCAUCGUUGUGUGCUUUUUUAUUUUUUUAUUAAAACAAAUCCCCUGCCACUACCUCAGAACUACUGAAGGAGCCUCAACUAUUCAGGGAGUGAAUGAGCACAGAUUUCCCUCCAGAUCAAAGUCUCCUUUAAGGCCAGCAAGUAAAGACUGGAGAUUAAAGGACAGUCCACCCAGUCAACAGUUCUGGUUAUUAAUACUCUUGCUUCCCAAUAGUUCUGUUAAUUUGUCCAAAGACAGAUGAUCUCUCUGGAAAGCCCUAACAGUUCACUUCCACAUUUAAGUAAAAUUUUGGUACUUUUUAAUGGUGAGCAAUAUUAGUAAGACAUGAAAAUGACUUUCUUCUUAACUAAGUUUUGCCAAGACUGAUAAUUUUGCACAUAGGUAUGACUUUUUAAUACAAUUUAAAAAUUUACACUAUAUUCUGUGUAGAUAUGUGUAUGUGUGAAUGCAGGUGUCAGCGGGGGGCAAAAGAAGCCAUUGGCUCCCCCGGAGCUGGAGGUUGUGAGCCAUCUGGCCAGGGAGCUGGGAACUGAACUGUGGUCCUGACCACUGAACUGUCUCUCCAGGCUUCAGUGACUUUGGAUGGUAACAGUGUACGGAUGAGUGUUCUGCAGUGCACUUCUGGGACGAAAGCAGACCAGUACCAGGCAGCUCAGUUCUCCUUCUUGGAGCAAAGCCUUAGGAUUUGGGCCCUUCCAGUUCCUCCCUGUUCUUUAAACCUCUCUUGUCACCUUCUGCCCUUCUUCUCCCUUCUCUCCACGCCGCUGCUGAUCUGUCCGAGUCAGUGCCUUGGCUCAGAAUUGGCCAGCAAAGGGCAUUUCCCCCUUCAUCCCCCGCAGCUUCUUCUCUGCAGGCCAAUCAAAGGCAUCCUUGGAGUCCUUUCUGGAACAAUUGAUUUUAUAUAGCAAACAGAAGCCACAGGGGUUACAGGAGAGGGGGGUUGUGGGAGUUCUGAUUCCCAUCACGGGAGAGAAGCUUUCUGGUGCGUGCUAAGGUUUGCUAGAGGGACAGGAGUGAUGAUAUAUAUAUAUAUAUAUAUAUAUAUAUAUAUAUAUAUAUACACUAUAUAUAUUAAAAUGGUGCUUAUUAGAUCGACUUAUAGGAUAUGAGCUGGAAAGUCCAACAUGGCUGUCUUCACACCAAAGAGACCGAGAACCUGGUAGCUGUUUAGUCUGUAUGGCUGGGUUUCUUAGCAAUCCCAGUUUGUGCCAAAGGUCUAGAGGAUUCCUGCAGAAUCACUAAGUCUUCUGUCCAGCACUGGAAGCCUAAAGAGAGGAAAAGGGAACUGGGGUUUGAUACCAGUAAAGAGUUGCCACCGCCACUGCGAUGGGGUUGAGAAACUUGCCAGCCAGAGUGAAGGCAAACAGGCAAAGGGCCAAGCCUUUUCUCUCGGUCUUUCCUUUUAUCUGUCCCCAGAAGGUACUCCCCAGGCCCCCACACGUAGGGUGGAUCUUUCCCACUCCAAAUAAGAAAAUCAAAGCUAACCUUACCUCACAGGCGUGCCCAACAGCUUGCAUUUGAGCUGAUUCCAGAUCCAGGCAAGCUGACAACCAAGAUUAGUCAAUCAGGCUGCCUAGGCCAGCUUCUCAGAAUGAGUUUCCAGGGCAGACAAAAGGAUGCUUGAACGUCCUGGACAGGUGCAGGCUACAAGGUUCCCACCUGACUAGUAUAUAUUUCUGGUAACUAAAGUUAAGAGAGGGUGAACGGUAGUGGGUGCCAGAAGACCUAAUGCUUUGUCCUAAACUUUUGGGCUGACUAGAAUGGGGACUUUCCACCCUCAGAGCUGAGUAAGAGUAGAAGAGGGCUACCAAGGACCUUUGAGUCCACAGUUUGGACCGAGAUGUCACACAGUGACCCUGUCGCAGGGAGCUAUUUCCCUCUUGUGCACUGACUUUACUAAAAACGCUUGGUGGCCACAUGAGGCUUCUCUUCCAACCCUUCCCUUGAUAGGUCACCUGUCUGGUUCCGAGAAACAAAUUCAUGACUGCUCUCCUGAGUGUCACAGAGGCCAUGUCUUGUCUUGCUCCCAUGGGCAAGGGCUGGGGGUAGACGGGGGGGGGGGGGAUCACGGGGGGGGGUGGAGUCGGCGCCUCCAGGGCUCACAGGUAAGCCUGUCUCAGUACUCACUCAGAGCCCGGGUGAUAGCACUGAGGUCCAGACCUUUGUCAUCCAGUUGAAAUACAGCGAGAGCCACAUGCACGCAUUCACAUUUCCUAAGAGUCGCUUCAAAAACAUAAAAAGAGGGAAGCUGAGAUGGCUCAGAGGCACUUGCUGCCAAGCCUGACCACCUGAGCUCAUACCUAGGACUCACAUGGUGGAAGGAUGGGACAGAUUCCUGCAGGUGUCUCCUGCCCUCCAUACACACACUGUGACACAAGUGAGACUCCCUUCCCCUGGAAAUAAAUGUAAUAAAAAUUUUAAUGUAAAAAGAG